Messenger RNA from Setaria italica (foxtail millet), 3108 nucleotides. RefSeq names its product ubiquitin carboxyl-terminal hydrolase 16. The transcript is spliced from 11 exons. Gene Ontology annotation, cellular component: nucleus; cytosol. Gene Ontology annotation, molecular function: cysteine-type deubiquitinase activity; cysteine-type endopeptidase activity. Gene Ontology annotation, biological process: protein deubiquitination. The coding region runs from base 1 to 2982 and encodes 993 amino acids. Lineage: Eukaryota; Viridiplantae; Streptophyta; Magnoliopsida; Poales; Poaceae. The record is from RefSeq and is a predicted model, not a curated record.
AUGGAGGAGGAGGUGGAGUCGUCCUCGGCGGCGGCGGCCGUGGUUCUGGCGCUGGUGGCGCUCGUGGUGGUGCCGGCGCUGGCGCUGCUGGUGCGGAGCCGGUGGCGCCGGGCCGCGGCGCGGAGGGAUGAGGUGCGGCGCCUCGCGCGGCUCGCGGCCGAGGAGUCCGAGCUGGCGGAGCGGGAGUCCGUGCUCGCCUACUACUCCGAGCUGUUCCCGGCAGUGGUGCACGCCGCGGAGGUGCCCGAGGCGCCGGUGUGGGGGCCGCCGCCCGCGGCGGUGGCUCCCGCGCAGGAGGACGUGGAGGCACAGCCGCAGCCGCCGGCUGGGGCGAAGGGGGUCUGCGCGGUGUGCUUCAGGCCCACCACGUUCAGGUGCAAGCAGUGCAAGGCCGUCAAGUACUGUUCCUUCAAAUGCCAGAUAGCCCACUGGAGACAAGGUCAUAAAGAUGAAUGCCAUCCACCUAGUGUUAAUACAAGGCCUGAUGAUGAAGGGAGAGUUGAACAGGAAAGAGCUGCUGAAGAGAAUGUAUCAGUUGGUGUAAAACCGAUUGCUGAAACAAACAAACCAGUUACUAUUGGAGAUGAAACUUCUGAUGAAAACCAUAGCUUGAAGAGUUCAAUAGGUGAAGGUAAACACAUGCCUUUAGAAGAUUUAUGCACCAGCACAGAGGUUCCUGGAGGUCAUAAAUCCAACGGCACAGUUGAAAUCCCUCAAAAUGUUCCAGUAUCUGUUGACGGUAGUAAGAUGGCAUCAAAUACUGAACAUGCAACUUUUGUUGAAGAUGGUUCUUCCAGCAAGGACUUAAAUGAAGUGUUGCCAUGCAAUUCUCAAGCUACUGACCCAAAGACAAGUGGUCGUAGCAGUUCUUUCAAUGGAGAAUCCUUUAAUCAUUCCAAGGAACACCAUAAGGCUCAGGAUGCCAGUAUCAUUGAGGAUUGUUCUCAGACAAGUCAUAACAGAGAACUUGAAGAUAGUGGCAAUCCCCGAGCUGCUGCAUCCGUUGUCUUGGAGACCAAAAGUUCUAGGAAUCCUAUUCGUGUGGAACUUGAGAGGUCUAAAACAAAAUCUGUUGGGAAUGACAACGUUCAAAGCACAAAACCUGUGCUAACUGCAUCGACUGCUGAAAAAGCUACUUCCAUUCGUGGUGGAUGUUCUGUGAUACCUAUUCCAUCUAAAGUGUCUGAUAAUUGUUCUGAUAGAAGUUCUAAACCUUCAGAGAGAUCGGGUUCAACAGCAAAUAAUCUCGCAACAUCUCUGAAGAAAAUUGUCAGGCAGCAAACAGCAUCAAAAGUUGUGAGACAUUAUCCAUCAGAACUGACACUCUUUCCAUAUGAACUUUUUGUGAAGCUCUACGACAAGGUUGAGUUGCACCCCUUUGGUCUUCAUAACCUUGGCAACAGUUGCUAUGCAAAUGCUGUUCUUCAGUGCUUGAUGUUUACUCGACCACUUACAACAUAUCUUUUGGGAGGACUUCAUUCAAAAAAUUGCUCCAAAAGGGAAUGGUGCUUCAUGUGCGAAUUUGAAAAACUCAUUGUGGAGGGCAAACGACGCAAGACUGCUUUAUCACCAACUGGGAUACUCUCUCAUUUGCAUGACAUUGGCAGUAGCUUUGGUCCUGGUAAACAAGAAGAUGCUCAUGAAUUUCUCAGGUAUGCAAUUGAUGCCAUGCAAUCCGUAUGCAUGAAGGAAGCUAGAAAAGGAGGUGCCCUUCGGUCAGCAGAAGAAACUACACUUGUGCAAUUGAUAUUUGGGGGCUAUCUGCGAUCUAAGAUAAAAUGCUCAAGGUGUCAUAUUAGUUCUGAGCAAUGUGAGCGUAUGUUGGAUCUUACUGUUGAAAUAGAUGGUGACAUCAGUUCACUGGAUGAGGCUCUUGUGCGGUUUACAUCUACAGAAGUCUUGGAUGGAGAAAAUAGAUAUCACUGCAGCAGAUGCAAAUCCUAUGAGCGUGCUAAAAAGAAGUUGACAAUAGAAGAAGCACCAAAUGUUCUGACUAUUGCACUGAAAAGAUAUCAGUCUGGCAAGUUUGGGAAGAUUAACAAAGCCAUCAGAUUUCCGGAGACCCUGAACAUGGUUCGUUAUAUGAACCCAGAGACUGAUGACAGAUCGCCUGUUUACAGCCUCUAUGCAGUGGUUGUCCAUCAUGAUGUCAUGAAUGCUGCCUUCUCUGGUCAUUAUGUAUGUUAUGUUAAAGAUACACAGGGAAAGUGGUUUAAGGCAGAUGACAGCCAGGUGAAACCUGUAUCUCUAGACAACGUUAUGUCAAAGUGUGCGUAUAUGCUGCUGUACGCAAGAUGUUCACCAAGGGCGCCAAGCUCUGUGAGGAAAGUGAUGGUUCAAGACCCAGCACGCCCGAAGAAGGCCAAGCAGAAGGUAGUUCCAGGAGGGACACCAUUUGGAGGUUCCUUCAGCAGACACCAAGGUGGUCACCUACAUGCAGACUACAUGGCAGAUGACCUUGCCCAUACAUCCGACGAAUAUGGAGAUGCACCAUAUCCACCGGCAGAAUCUCCAAGUCCAAGCGAGAGCUCGUCACUCUUCAGCAACUCUGAUGCUGGAUCGCACAGCACUGUCAGCACUGAUAGUAGCGACAGCACAAGGAAUUCGACCAGCACUGAGGAGUACGAGUACCUGUUUGGUGCCUCAGAUCAAAUGUACCCGGGAGCACCUGUGGAGAACGAAUACCCGACGUAUUCCCGUUCGAGAUCCAGCUUGAAUACCAGCUCAUCAGGAGGGGUGGCGGACGAUGCGGAGAGGUUUGCCGAGCACAAGCCUCAGGGUGGUGGUGCCGGAGGGGGUUGGGUUGUGGGCGACGAGAGCCCGUCCUUGUUGUAUACUGACAGAAGUAAACAUCAGUCGAGCAGUAAGUUAACAGACCAGUAUAGGCAGUUAGAUAGGAGCGGACAUGACCCUGGAGAAACCAGGGGCGGCGUUCUAUUGAGGAGAUCAGCUAGGGACAGGACCGCCCAAACAUUUUAUUGAUGUGGAGGGUUUGGGCUGUGUAGAGGAAUAAUAUGAUGUAGCCUGUAAUAUUAUCCCGUUGCAAUGUGUAAAAAGAGAAGAGGAAUGUGGUAGCCAUAAAAGUGAAAUGCCUAACUUGAUAACAUA